CGCUCCUCUCAUCGGAUGAUCCUCCUCGGUGGGACGGUCGGUCGGCUUCACUGGGUGUCAGAGGCAACCUGACAGUCCAUUUUAAAACCCAAUCAAAACUGUACAUCAGCUCGGAUGUAUUAAUUUAUAAGUCUAUUUAGAUUUAAAUUUAAGGAGUGACAUACCGUCGUGAAUGGAGUAUCACAUCCUGCAAAAGGUCCGUUUUUCUCCCAUACCAUCGCCUCCGAGGAAAUUUGACCCUCAGCUGCAGGAGGAGCGCUGUCGAGCCGAACAUUUUUCUCCACCGUCAUCCGAUCUGACACUAUAUCCAAUGGUUAACGCAUAACAGCCAUCACACCGCACGACACGGACCUUUUCCCCCAGGAUACCCAAUUUUUAGUCACAAAAUGGCAGUUUUCAGCUCACAGGUGCUUCUCGCUGUAACAAGAUCAAGAGGAUCCUACUUGCUUUCUAAAAGACAUGGCUGUGCUUCGCUCCCGUCGACUGCAUGCAUACGCUACAAUUCGGAGUUCCUCGGACGGACUGCCGUCACAGCCAGGUGCCCCAGGCCGCUGUAUCCAUGUUACACAUCCAACUUGAUCCGCCCCGGUUGCGUAGCUGCACGUCCCCUCCACAGCUCUUGUGCUUGGCUGCAAGAGGCCAAGGACACCGCUGCGGGUUCUGAACCCAUAAAGGGUGACACUGUCCCGGCUGCCUCUGGCACUCAUCCACCGCCAGCACCCCCAGCAGUGCCAAGGAAGUCUCUGGGACAGAAGGUCCUGGAUGAGCUCAAACAUUACUAUCAUGGCUUCCGCCUUCUUGGCAUCGACACCAAAAUCGCGGGCAGGAUGGUCUGGAGGUUACUGCACGGGCAGCUGCUCACCAGGAGGGAGAGGAGGAGGCUGAUGCGGACAUGUGCCGACUUGUUCCGGCUCGUGCCCUUCAUGGUCUUUGUCAUCGUUCCCUUCAUGGAGUUUCUGCUUCCCGUAUUCCUCAAACUCUUCCCAGAAAUGUUGCCUUCCACAUUUGAGACAGAGUCUAAGAAGGAGGAAAAACAGAAGAAGGGACUUGCUGCUAAACUGGAGCUGGCCAAGUUCUUGCAGGAGACCAUUGCUGAGAUGGCCAGGAGGAAUAAAGCAGCUGUUGGAGACGAGACUCAGAGGUUCUCCACUUAUGUACAGCAGGUGCGGCACACUGGUGAACAGCCCAGCACUAAAGACAUUGUGAAGUUCUCCAAGCUCUUCGAGGAUGAGCUGACGCUGGAGCAUCUGGAGCGGCCGCAGCUGGUGGCGUUGUGCAAACUCCUGGAGCUGCAGCCCAUCGGCACCAAUAACCUGUUGCGUUUCCAGCUGAUGAUGCAGCUGCGCACCAUCAAGGCCGACGAUGAGAUGAUCGCCACAGAGGGUGUGGCCGCAAUGAAUGUAGCAGAGCUUCAAUCUGCCUGCAGGAGUCGCGGCAUGAGAUCUUUGGGUCUGACGACAGAUCAGCUCCGACAGCAGCUACAGCAGUGGCUGGACCUACACCUGAAAGAGAACGUCCCACCAUCCCUCUUGCUGCUCUCUCGUGCAAUGUACCUGACGGACCUCAAUCCUAAACCUCCAGUCAUCCCACCGGUGCCCAAACUGGAGAAAGCCACUCCUCCUGUGGAGGCCGAAACGGCAGCCAAAGGGAAUCCACUGUCCUCCUCAGUGGAGGUGCUGGUGGACUCCGCUCCAGUCAUCAAAGACAGGAAGUCAGAAGAAUUGUUGGAGAAACCCAGAGGGUUGGACAUGCCAUCACCCGAAGCUCAGUUAAUACAUGCUAAGGAGGCAGAGUUGGCACAGAAAUCCAAGAUGAGUGCCAAUGGGAUAUGAGAGGGGCUACAUGUUUCCACAUUCACCUUAUUCUGUUGGAGAAGAGGGUAGAGGUUUGAGUUUGGCCUCUUCCACCACUGCUGCUUAUGCUGAGGAAGCAUCUCUCUGACGGUUGACCUGAUGGACUAGCCACAUCACAUCCUCCAUUGACAUCUGUUCCUCAAAAAAUGAGGAAAAUGGUUUAUGUUAGAACUUAGACAUCACUCCUGCUUGACAUCCGUGACGUGUUUACAUCUCUCAUCCCCCUGAAGAUUUGAGGAAUUCUGUAAAUUUGCAAUCAAGCAAAAAGAAAAAGCAUCAAGACUCGGUCCAGCCAGGAAAUGAAUAAGGAACUUGCCAGAUUUGCCUCUUUUUGCUGAACUUCAUUAUGUAAAUGUGUAAAUAAAUUGUACAAUACCUGCAUAUUAUAUAAGUGCUACUACUUCAUACAGUCGGCUGUGCCAUAUGUGUAGGCUAAAAGGUGAGUCAUAUUAUUUUAAUAUGAGGAAUGCAUAUGUUUGCAUUCUGGAUUUAGUUUGGCAGAUGAAUUGUAAAUGGCCAAGUAUGUGGGUAUUUUUUUUUUUUUUAUUAUUUGAAAAUUUCAAAUUCCCUUUUCUAAGGGAAUUUUACAUUCACUCCCUCAGGAGAUGCGUUUAGCAGUGUAGCGAAUCAUGCCAGGCCUGCCUAUGGCAGACUUUGCAGUUUGGCACAAAAAAGUUUUAUUAUAAAGUAUUUAAUUUGUUCAUUGGUAUGCUGUGUCCCCCUUUGAAUCAUGAAUUUAAAUUUUCCUUGGCAGAAAUUUAAUUCUGAAUUGGAGCCAAAAGACUGUUUAUGUUUCACUUGUGGUGAAAAUGAUUCAAAAUUCCCCCCAAAGAGAAAUGUUUAUUUUUGAUUAAUGUACUGUUUGGAUUGUUAUUGCAUUUCAUGUUGCACUGGAUAAACCUGCGGAGGGAAAACAAUAUCGUAUGGCAAUAAUUUUCCAUUUAAAGAGCAUUGAAUCCCCCAGGUGUUUGCUUUGUUUAUCCCAUAGCCUUAAUUUGACUGUAAUCUUAGCUGAAUUUACCUCUUCAAACCGCCCUGUCCCACUCUGUCCUGGUGCACUUUUUUAUGUUGAUCAAUUGUGUAAGAUUGAGGUAAAACUGCCUCUCAUUGCGUGAAGCAGAUUACCAUCUUUGACCACUGUACAGUCGGGAAGUAAAGGUGCUCGAUGCUCAUGCCUCUUCUAAACAUUCAAGUGCUACACAUCUGCUAUUACCCCAUUUAUUUAGUGUAAUUUGAACAAAUGCAACAUUUUUGUUUCCAAAAUUGACAAAUUAAAGGGUCAAAUUCACUCUUA
This is a messenger RNA of Megalobrama amblycephala (Wuchang bream), 3147 nucleotides long. RefSeq names its product leucine zipper-EF-hand containing transmembrane protein 2 (gene letm2). The record is from RefSeq and is a predicted model, not a curated record. Gene Ontology annotation, biological process: intracellular monoatomic cation homeostasis. NCBI's taxonomy places the organism in Eukaryota, Metazoa, Chordata, Actinopteri, Cypriniformes, Xenocyprididae. The transcript has 11 exons. Gene Ontology annotation, cellular component: mitochondrial inner membrane. Gene Ontology annotation, molecular function: ribosome binding. Bases 387 to 1832 code for a protein of 481 amino acids.